AUGUUUCGAUCAUGUAUCAGCGCCAAACACCACACUCGCACAACGGAUGUGGAGACCCGUAUGCCACGAGCACGACCUCUCAGUAAGUUUCGGGCAUCCAUCUCAGGUCUCUUUGUUAAAGGAACGGAGAUUGGGACUGUCAAUGAAACCUCAACCGCUCUCCAAGCUUUCGACCGGCCCCCCCAUUCCCAACAUGUCAUAAAUAUCACUGCCAUCAUUGAUGCAGAAGUCCUGAAAGGACUUCAAGAAAUAUUCGAGGCCCUUCAUGAUCCCUCUAUCCUCGACGCCCGGAGGCAUCAACGUUACAAUUUAAAUCCCCUCGUCAUUUCCGUCUUCGCAGAAACGCCUAUUCCCAACAUCGUCGACAUCCUCCGGCCUCGCUGUCGCCGCACCCAGACUAUAUACGAGAUUCCUGCGUUGACUCUCCUUACCUCGUCUUUGGAUUCAACUGCUCAAACGCCUGUUCCGGCCAUUACCCAGUCAGAGUCAAAGGCAUUGGUCCCAGCUACUAUCACCCAUGAGCCGAGAGUUAUGAAAACCAGUGACUUUCAGAUCAUCCGAUACCUUGGAGAAGGAACAAGCGGGAAAGUUUAUUAUGUCAAGGAUCAAAUUUCCAAAGCCAAGGUCGCUCUCAAGGUUGUUUCGAAGGCCAGAAAGAAUGACUACACCCUCAGCAUCGUACUGUUGGAACGUGAAAUUUCGGAAAAGCUUUCUGAUUCUCCAUGGUUUGUUAAACUUUGGGCAUCGUGGCACGAUGAUACCAAUCUAUAUAUCGCCAUGACUGCGUAUCCUACGGAUUUGGACAGUGAGAUGAUUAGAUGCAACGUCAUAGAACCACAGAGAGCGCGCUUCUAUAUGGCUGAGAUUAUCAUCGCUCUGACCGAGUUGCACUCACGAGGAAUCAUCCAUCGUGACAUCAAGUCUCCCAAUAUUCUGAUUGAUCGCGAAGGUCACAUCGUCCUCGCUGACUUUGGACUGUCUAAGGAUUUUGGAGAGAAGCCGACCAUUGCUGAGCGUAUCUACCAGCCUUAUUGGCCCUACCUACGAGAUGAGAACGCUACCUCGGAGACGGAGCCUAGAGACCCGGAAGAACUAUUCUUCGUGGCCUGGGAUUAUCGUGGAUCGGAACUCGAGAUGGCACCAGAGGUUCACCUACGACAGCCCUAUUCGUUCGGGGUAGAUUUCUGGUCAGCCGCGGUAGUUCUGUUUUGGAUGCUGACAGGAAGGCCUCCCUUCUAUGAUUACGAAGAAGAAUACGAGGAUGAGGGAGAGGAGGACGUCAAGCCUCUUGCAUGUAAGAUUGCGGAGGACCCUCUUUAUUGGGAUCCAAACGAUAAUGUCGAUGAAGACACCAUCGACUUUCUUGAAAGGAUGUUAGCUAAAAACCCGAAGAAGAGGUUAAUGAUAUCCUAUGAGAUGCCUAAUCACCCCUACUUUGCUGGAAUUAAUUGGACUCUCAUGGAAGAGCGCAAGGUUCCUCCUCCCUGGGUGCCACAAAGCGAGAUCAGCCACGUCUACGAGCCAACCACACCCAACUUCGAGCCUGGUAUUCCAUACAAAGACGAGGAAUCGGAUCCUUACCCGGAGUUCAACUAUAUCUCAGAGGAAGCAAGGACACGCUUCUCAACCUACGACGUCAAUGACGACUCAGAAGAUGACUCCGACGGCAGCUUCGAUACAGUAUCGGAUGUGGAGAUCAUGCGCAUGGGAAGCUACGAGGACCUUCUGUUUGGACGGGAGUCAUCCAGUGCGCCAACGACCCCAGACCGAUGCGGCCACGACCUUCAAGUUGACAAAGAAAAAACUGGUUCCCUCGUUGAUACCGCCCUGCACAAUCCUGGAUGGGACGUUACCAUUAUCACACCACCAUCUACAAGGCCGUGUGGUCCAGGUCCCAAACUAUGGCUUAAGCCUCAAGACUUCGCAAAGUUAAGCACCAUCAUUGCCCCGCCUGCACUCCCUGCCAUUUCUUCCCCUCCUGUUUCUGCACACUUUUCUUUGGAAACCCCAACUCUAAAUAUCAGUGUCAAGCUUUGCAUGUCCACGCCUUCCCAGGAUUGCGUUCAGGAUUCAACGGUCGCCCUUCCUUGUCAGCCUCUCCCUCAAGAUAAGCCAUCUUCUCAUGGAUCCGGUAUUUUUUCACGCCUUCGGUCAUGGCUGACUAGCCUAUGGGCUCCCACUGGCAACCGCUCAUAG
This is a messenger RNA of Psilocybe cubensis, 2196 nucleotides long. RefSeq lists its product as uncharacterized. Lineage: Eukaryota; Fungi; Basidiomycota; Agaricomycetes; Agaricales; Agrocybaceae. Gene Ontology annotation, biological process: intracellular signal transduction; peptidyl-serine phosphorylation. The record is from RefSeq and is a predicted model, not a curated record. Gene Ontology annotation, molecular function: ATP binding; protein serine/threonine kinase activity. The coding region runs from base 1 to 2196 and encodes 731 amino acids. The transcript is spliced from 9 exons.